AUGGAAGUCACAGGCGAACUCGUCGCGGACUCCGGUCAACACGGUCUGCUUGAGCUUGUUCUUCGUUUGACGUUGGCGGGAGAACCCAUGGCGCUGGCAGAAGCGACGGAGAAAACGAAUCAAGGAGUCGUAGGCCACGACAGCCUUUUCGGCCACAGCUCUCGCGUCGAAGGCAACAAGACCGUCUUGCAGUACUGGUUGGUCGAUGGCAAAUACUGGCCCGAGCUGCGCCAGAUCGCUUUCAAGCUCUUCAGCAUGGCAACGUCGAGUGCCGCCUCAGAGCGAAACUGGUCCAUCAUGGGCUUCAUUCAUUCGAAUUUGAGGAAUCGCUGA
Molecule: messenger RNA, 333 nt
Organism: Aphanomyces invadans
Lineage: Eukaryota; Oomycota; Saprolegniomycetes; Saprolegniales; Verrucalvaceae
Exons: 2
Coding region: 1-333 (110 amino acids)
Molecular function (GO): protein dimerization activity
Source: RefSeq, a predicted model, not a curated record